Arachis stenosperma is the source of this 2276-nucleotide messenger RNA. RefSeq names its product isoprenylcysteine alpha-carbonyl methylesterase ICME. The coding region runs from base 256 to 1824 and encodes 522 amino acids. The transcript is spliced from 11 exons. NCBI's taxonomy places the organism in Eukaryota, Viridiplantae, Streptophyta, Magnoliopsida, Fabales, Fabaceae. The record is from RefSeq and is a predicted model, not a curated record.
AAUCCCCAAUUUCCCAGAACCCUAAAAUUUCUCUCUCUCAACACUUCGAAUUUCACAACCCAACUGUCCCAAUUAACAGUUGUCCCAACCUCCUCUUAUCCCCAAAAUUCCAUCUUCUCUUUUUUUUUGUGACUAAAAAAGUAAAAACCCUUAUUUUUUAAUUAUUAUUAUUAUUAUUAUUCCCAAAUCGAACCAAACAAAAUUUCAAAAAAUAAACCCUCCAAAAAUAGAAAAGACAAAGCCAAAAAAAUAAAAAUGGCAUCUAAGACGCUUCUUCCGAUAUCUAUGAAGAACAAAAGGGGUGCAAUUGCUUUGGAUCAUUCACCUCCAUUUUCCAUUUCUUCAAUUCCAAGUCGCACUCAUUCUUCUCCUUAUUCUUCUUCUUCUUCUUCAUCUGUUAAUGCAACGACAAUAAUGGUGGUGAAAGGAAUUGAAACCGAUGACGCUGCUGCAAGGCUCCUUCAACGUUCUUCAUCAGCAUCUUCUUCUUCUUCUUUAGAUGACGUCACCAACGUAAAGACCGUUAUGCCCUCCAAGCCAAACAUUCCAAAGGCGUCGAGCUUCAACAACGGUGGUCAGAAGAGGAGAAGGCGCAAUGCGAGUGAGGAUUCGUUUCCUUCGAUCUCCGAUGGUGGUGGUGGUGGCAAUGGCAAGGGAAAUGGAAAUGAAAUCAGAACCGUCGAUGGUGAUCGUCGCGGUGGUGGUGGUGGUGGUAGAAAGUUUUCGUCUUCUUCAAUUGGUGAGGAAGUUAGGCAUGUUGCAUCUGAAACAUUUCUAUUGACAAGGCUUUUCUUGACGAUGCUGGCAUACCUUGGGAUAGGCUACAAAUGGAUCAUACAAUUCCUUGCACUUGGUUGUUAUGCAGUUAUGAUUUUCCCAGGAGUUAUUCAAGUUGGUUAUUACUAUUUCUUCUCCAGUCAGAUACGCAGAAGCAUAGUAUACGGAGAUAAACCACGAAAUCGGCUUGACUUGUAUUUACCAAAAAAUAGCAAUGGUCCAAAACCAGUUGUCGCAUUUAUUACUGGUGGAGCCUGGAUUAUUGGCUACAAAGCAUGGGGUUCUCUUCUAGGAAAACAGUUAUCAGAGAGAGAUAUCAUUGUGGCAUGCAUUGAUUACAGAAAUUUUCCUCAGGGAACCAUGAGCGAUAUGCUAGCCGAUGCUUCCGAAGGAAUCUCAUUUGUGUGCAAUCACAUUGCAGAAUAUGGUGGUGACCCUAACAGAAUUUACCUAAUGGGGCAGUCAGCUGGGGCGCAUAUUGCCGCAUGUGCAAUUGUGGAGCAGGCAAUCAAAGAGGCCGCCAAAGAAGAGGGUAUUUCCUGGAGUCUUUCUCGGAUCAAGGCUUAUUUUGGAUUGUCCGGCGGGUAUAAUGUGUUUAAUCUGGUAGAUCAUUUCCAUAACAGAGGUCUCUAUCGUUCCAUAUUUUUAAGCAUAAUGGAAGGAGAGGAAGGCCUACGACGCUUUUCACCAGAAGUAAUGGUUCAAGAUCCAAACAUGGCAAAUGCUGUUUCUUUGCUACCUCCUAUUGUUCUUUUUCAUGGCACUGGAGAUUAUUCGAUACCAUCAGAUGCCAGUACAUCAUUUGCUGAAACUCUUAAAAAACUUGGAGUCAAAGCUGAAGCAAUUCUCUAUGAAGGGAAGACUCAUACAGAUGUGUUUCUUCAGGAUCCGAUGAGAGGUGGCACGGAUGCCAUGUUCGAAGAUCUUGUCAGCUACAUUCAUGCUAACGAUCCUGAUGCACGCGCCAAAGAUGCCUUGGCUCCUCCAAGGAGACGCCUCGUACCCGAAUUCAUGUUGAAAUUGGCUCAUAUUGUUAGUCCUUUCUAGCUAGCAAACAUUCAUUUGAUUAGUUUGUGUUUUCAUUUUGUUUUUAUUUCUAAUGUUUCCUGUUUUCAGGAUUUUGUGAAGGAAAAAAAUGAUUGUUUUCUGUUUUCACUCUUGUUUUCUCUUUUUUCUUCACAAAAUUCUAAAAGCAGAAAAUAUUAAAAAUAAAAAUAGAAAACGAAAACGCAAGCCGAAUGCACAACUUCCAUAGUUGAUUUUGUUCUCCCUUCUUUUGUAAAUAACCAUUGUUAUGACAACCUAGGUUGUUUCUCAAUUAGAUAGGAUUAGCUCCCUAUUGGUUUCAAGAUUAUUGAAACCCCCAAAUAUGAAAUAGUUGAGGGAAGAUUUCUAUAAUUCUAUCUUGUAACUUUAAUCCAAAUCAUAGUUAUCAUUUUGAGGAUUUAAUAUUUUGUUUCACUAACUGAAUCAAAUCUUUGAAGUGUUGUGUCUACUCA